ACAUGUCGGUGUUAUGUUUGGGACAAGUCUGACACUCAUUAGCAUUGCAGACCAGUAUAUCGCUAUUUGUAAUACUAUUGGACCACACUUUAGCAGGGUUGGUUAGUACAUGUAGUUACUGGUGUAGUGCGCGCAGCUGGUCGCCGGAGAAAGCAUCGCAGUGGAAGAGGAUUCUGCCGAUGUCCACAGGUCUACGCCAUCGUCUCCUGGCAAACUGAGCAAACUUGACACCCACUGAGUGUCGUGAUCGGUUUCAGCUGGACUAACUUGAGAGAUUCGAGAUUUUAUCGUUUCGCCCUGAGAGUGGGCUAUGCCGGGAAAUUUGGUGAAUCGAUGUGGAGAGACUUUUGCAGCAAAGAGACCAUCUGAUGUGAUUGCUGCUGCUGCUGUUUCUUUGCAGACACAGCCACGCAACCGCACACCUGUGCGUGCACUGCCGAAACAUCUGCUCACACACACACACACACACACACACACACACACACACACACACACACACACACACACAUGCACACUAAAGAGAAACCACAUUCAUAAGAGACUGUUGCUUCCGCCGUGGACCAAUCGUGUUCAAGUGUGGCAGCAUGAUUUCUGAUGAUGACGAUGACGACGAUCUACCUGGCGUUCUACCUGAUUUCCAACGUCCUCGCAGUAAUGUCCGUGUUGCUGCGGUGCGUGCGAAAGCCGAUUCAACUGCAUCAGCAGAGGCCCUGCCUGCCAGAUUAGAUGUCAAUGUCAAAGAUAGCGAUGUUGAUGCUGUGCUGGCUUUCUGUCCGGAACUGAGUCGAGCCGACAUCCGCCGUGACUUGCUUGUGUCUGGCAGCGCACAGUCAACCAUUAACCGCUUCCUCGAUGGCCAAUUUCUCGACGGAGUACCGGAACCUACGUCCAAUGUCUUGCCAGUGGCAACGAAGCAUUCUGGGUACACGAGCACCUUAUCGCGAAAUCAGUCACACUCUGGAUCUGCCUCUCCCUUUCGACAUGAUUCUCCCUCUCCUGUCCGUGCUUAUUCUCCUUCUCCUGUGCGGGCUGAUUCUCCUCCUCCCAUUCGAACACGUGCAUUCCCCACUUCGGCUAUAUUCGGCGAUGAGUCUGAUAUCUCAAUUAGCGAUGGCGAUGAUAAUGACGACGACCUGAAGAUGUUGUCACGACAGCCUGUAGCGACUGCACCCAGUAGGUUCACUGCUACUGCAGCAGGAAAGGGUGAACCCGCACGGCGGGACAGCAUCGACUCUAGAAGCUUCUCCCUUAUCGACUAUGCUGAAACACAUGACAUAGACGAGCUGGAUGACACUGGUAUUCUGGCUGCUGCUGCGGGCCGUGCUACGACGUAUAGCUGUGCCGAUGGCAAUACUGGCAGUGAAUGCUCUAGUGGGUCUUCGGUGAGGUUGAUUGGCGUGGGCGGUGUUGCUAGCGGUAGUGGUACACGCUUGACAGCUUGGAAGGAGAAGGAGCAGUGCUUACCAUCAGAUGGAAGUGACAGCGAUACCGUCCGCCUUGACCCUCUGCCUGUGUCCACCAAGAGGAAAAGACUCACGGCUGAAGAGCAUGCAGAACAGAAGAGAAAAAAGGAUCGUGAACGAGAGGCCAAGAAAUCUCAGAAAGCUGCUGAGAAGCAACAGAAGCAAUUGGAUAAGGCUAGGGAGAAGGCAGCCAAGAAGAUCUCUGCAGAGUCAAGACAAGCUAACAACCGUGAACAGUCUCUGAAGAUGAUGCGCUUGCUGGCUGACUCACGACUCUGGGACUUUCCCCACUGGGCCGCCAUCUUUGACAUGCUCACUGGGUGUCCGGAGAGUGGUGGCUUCGCAGCGGAUUCAAGAAGCGCGGCUGAUAAAGGUAGCAGCAACAGUAAUGCCAAAGCUGCUUCUGCUGCUGUAGCAGGAGCUUCGUUUGGUGUGGUUGUCGAAGAGGAGCGGCUGCCCGUUGCCAAUUCAGUGCGUUGGAGACGACAAGUUGUCCAUGGAGCAUUUGAUGAGGACUCGCAGGAUAUUGUUCGUGAGACCCAAUCAAUAGAUGAAGGCCAUGCAGCUGUCUUGUGGACAGCAGAGGAGUUUGCACAGUGUAUUCUGCAGUGCGAGGGAGACGACAGCUCCAUUCAGCUCUCCGGCAGAUCCUUGCAGGAUGCGUUUGAUGAAAUGGAGGUCACGCUGGUCCUUGUCGGCGUGAAGUCUUAUCUUGGGCAAUGCAAAAACGCCGGCAACCGUGACUUCCGCUCUGCAGUUCGCCGUCUUGGUGACACAGAAGAUGACCCUACUGUAGGCGGCGAUGGUGGUGGCGGUGGUGGUGUUCGACGUAAAGCUACAAAGAAACAACAGCCAACAGCAAGUGUAACGCAAGUGCAGGUGGAUGACAUGCUUGUCGCCUUGCAGCUUUUAUGUCCAAAGCUGCGUGUACGUCAAACAGAAACACCUUUUGAAACUGCCCGUCUCCUCUUCCAAAUGACCAAAUCUGUUGCACAUGAUCCAGCCAGGAAAGCUGAUACAACGCCGUUCAGCUUUUAUGCCGAGGGUCAGAGCUUGAAACCAGUCAAGAUUGACAACAACGGGGUAGGUUGUGGUCGCGCUUGGCAGCAGCAGUUGCGUCAAAUCCAUGGUGUUGGACAUGAUAAGGCCGCCGCCAUUUCUCAGACAUUUCCUUCGCCGAGGCAUCUUCUUCAGGAAUGUCUGAAGUGUGAGAAUGGCAAGCAAAUUGAUCAGCUCAUGACUGGAAUAGAGGUUCGGCGUGGAAUGGGUGUGAUGGGCCGGACAACGCACGUAGGCAAAGACUUUGGCCGUCAGUUGCAUCGCUACAUAACUUCGCGUGAUGGUGAUGAGCUGAUCGACGGAUCCGGAAGAAGCACAGACUAGCAAGAUAGAACUACUUGUAUCAUGAGUUUUCUUCUUUGUUUUAGCAAUCAUUUUCAGGGCUUUGGACGCUGCCCGCCACCUAUUUAGCUUGGCCAAUAGCAACGUUAGUAUGGAGGUGGCUGUAGCAGGUGCCAGCCAGUACUUCACUCACUGGACUCUCUGGCUGUAAUAGGUGCCAGUAGUUCACUCACUGGACUCUCUGUGGAGGUGGCUGUAACUAAAUGCCAGUAGUUCACUCACUGGACACUCUACUCUAUGCUGCCUUGCCGGGGUUGACACCAAGACAUCUUGGUGGCAAUCCUUACUAUAUUUUGGAGACGUCUCUCCGAGUCGAUUCCUAGAUGGAAAAGAGUCCUUAGCUUUGUGUUACAUGUACUUUGGUUAUAGUUUUUUAAGUUCCCACAGAGAUUCACGAGACGAUCUUAUUUUAAAUGGUUAUUGUUGAUUUCAGUAAUUAUCAUGGAAAUGGCCAAUCAGUGUACCCGUGCCUGUACCUGUUGUAACGUUUACACAUCACCCGAAUUAUACUCCUAUCAUUCUAGUUUGUCUUCUUUUCAUUGCUCUUUGUAUUCUGCUACAGCAGCGUGCGUGUUUCUGUGCGCCUAGCAUACAUGUACAUGUGCUCUUUGCCACACAAUGUCAGAUCCGGCAUGCUGCCGGUGGCUAGUUAACUCGCAUCUCGCAAGUA
Molecule: messenger RNA, 3534 nt
Organism: Sycon ciliatum
Lineage: Eukaryota; Metazoa; Porifera; Calcarea; Leucosolenida; Sycettidae
Product: crossover junction endonuclease EME1-like
Exons: 17
Coding region: 585-2846 (753 amino acids)
Biological process (GO): resolution of meiotic recombination intermediates; double-strand break repair; mitotic intra-S DNA damage checkpoint signaling
Cellular component (GO): nucleus; Holliday junction resolvase complex
Molecular function (GO): crossover junction DNA endonuclease activity
Source: RefSeq, a predicted model, not a curated record